GCUCCGCCGGGCGCCCGAGCCGGGCAGAUGCGCCGCCGCGCGCCCCCAGCUCCGGGCCCGCCACCGUGCUCUGCCGCGCGGCGGGGGCUCCUCUCCCGGCCCCCCCUGGGCGCCCUCCGGCUCUGGUUCCCGCCCGCUCCUUGGAAUAACCCUUGAGGCUUCAGCCGUCACCGCAAAGUUUCCCGAGGAGACCCGCCUCCCCGGCCGCUGCGCAGGUAAGGAAGCAGGCAGUGGGCGAGAAGAUGGAUUCCUUUUUGGAAAGACAAGACCAGGGGGUGAAGCGGGAAUAACCCAUCCUCCCUACCUUCCCAGCAAGGAAACCUCUACAAACAGGAGCAGCCAAGCGGGACUGAGGCCCUCGCCCCCCAAGCAUCUUCCCAAAGAAGGGCAUGUGGGGGCCUGACAGCUCAGCUGUACGUGUCAGCAGCUCCAGCCCCACCGUGAACAUCUGAACUCCUCAGCGGGGUAAUGGACCCCUCCUUCCCCCUGGAGACGCAGCCUGAGUGACAGGAAUACGGAGCCUUUGGAGAGUGGCUCCCUCUCAGCUCUGUCAUGCAAGAACGCUCUCUGCACCCAGCCCAUUCUGCCAAGUGACUUAAAGGGAUUUAAAAAAAAAGCCUUGGUAAACCAAAAGGGGGUAAAAGCCAAAAGCCACGCAGAGGCCUUUCAGAAGAGGUGGCGGCCUGCAGACAAAAGGGCAAGAGUUGAAAAGGGCCGUGGAGGUAGCAAGCAGCAGAGGCCACCCUGCUCGGGGCUGGGUGCCAGGCCACAGGGCAUGCCCGACGAACAGGGAGUCGGAACCCCCUCAGGCCACCCUCAGGAGUCCUGGGGCCCAGAGGGGUGUCCCUGUACCCCCUGUGCGCAGGACCCUCACUCUGCAGGGAGAAGCCAGCUGCGCCCGCGGCCUAGGGUGCCAAGGAUGCUGCUGACUGUGGCCCGCAGCCUCAUCUGAACGCCAGAAGACCAGAAGACUGAGGCAUCGGAUCCCCUCUCUGUGCCCUGGGGUGCCCCAGCACUGCCCAGUCACCCCAGGUCUGAGGUCUGUGUCCCUAGUGGUGCAAGGCCUGGUAGGACCACGGGGCCGGGAAUGUGAGCGCCAUCUGAGCUCACGGUGUCCCGAGUUGCGGCUUCGUGACUUUGGCGUGUGCCUUCAGACCAGCAACUCGUCGGACCCAGAGGGCUCCUGGGCUGCAGCGACGAAGGAGAAUGUACGAGUGACAACAGGACAUGUUGUUUUAACACCAGACAAUGAAGCUCCCUGCUCUGCACUCCUCGCCAGUGAUGGCACUGACAGCUUCGUUCUCGCAGGUUCUGGCGACGCCCCCCUUUUGAGCUCCUGGGCCUUCCAGAAACAAGCUUUCCUUUUGAACCCUGGGUCCGAGCCAGAUAGCAAUGCCUGCUCCUCGUGCGGUGCCAGGGAAACAGCGGCUGUGAAUCCAUAAAACACGCCCUAAAUCCAUCCCAUCCAUAUUGACUGGUACCUUUAGCAUCGGUCAUAAAGACUGGCUUUGUGUGAAGUCUUGAGAGAAGAAACCAAACCUGCUGCAUGGUUCUCACUAAAUUAACCUCCCCGAGGCUCCGGAUCACAUUUCAGGAGGGCUGUGGCAGCGUGCGUCUCAUUAAUGGGCAACCUCUUGGCUCCCGAUACGAUUUAACGUCUCCCGAUACGAUUUAACGUUAGCCAGAUGUUGUUAGAAUCCGACCUUGGCGGGAGCAAUCACCUGUGGCAUAAACCUGGCACAAAGGCCGCUCCUCCAGCUUGACCGCACCCUGCAGGACCUGACUUCGGCCACCCCUUGGUGCAGGCUGGCAGGCAGGAGGGGUGCACGAUUCGCUCCUGGGUGACUUCGGCCACCCCUUGUGCAGGCUGGCAGGCGGGAGGGGUGCACGAUUCGUUCCUGGGGUCACUGUCGCCUCCUCCCUCUCACUGACCCCGCCCUGUGCUCCUUGCAGGUAUUCAGGCUCCAGGCCAGGUGGGGCCGGACACCCCCAGCCAUCCACCAUGGUGGUGGCACACCCCACCGCCACCACCACCACCACAACCACUGCCACUGUCACGGCCACUGUCGUGAUGACCACGUCCACCAUGGACCUGCGGGACUGGCUGUUCCUCUGCUACGGGCUCAUCGCCUUCCUGACGGAGGUCAUCGACAGCACCACCUGCCCCUCGGUGUGCCGCUGUGACAACGGCUUCAUCUACUGCAACGACCGGGGACUCACCUCCAUCCCUGCAGACAUCCCUGAUGACGCCACCACCCUCUACCUGCAGAACAACCAGAUCAACAACGCCGGCAUCCCCCAGGACCUCAAGACCAAGGUCAACGUGCAGGUCAUCUACCUGUACGAGAAUGACCUGGACGAGUUCCCCAUCAACCUGCCCCGCUCCCUCCGGGAGCUGCACCUGCAGGACAACAACGUGCGCACCAUCGCCAGGGACUCGCUGGCCCGCAUCCCGCUGCUGGAGAAGCUGCACCUGGAUGACAAUUCUGUGUCCACCGUCAGCAUUGAGGAGGACGCCUUCGCCGACAGCAAACAGCUCAAGCUGCUCUUCCUGAGCCGGAACCACCUGAGCAGCAUCCCCUCGGGGCUGCCACACACGCUGGAGGAGCUGCGACUGGACGACAACCGCAUCUCCACCAUCCCGCUGCAUGCCUUCAAGGGCCUCAACAGCCUGCGGCGCCUGGUGCUGGACGGUAACCUGCUGGCCAACCAGCGCAUCGCGGACGAUACCUUCAGCCGCCUACAGAACCUCACAGAGCUCUCGCUGGUGCGCAACUCGCUGGCCGCACCACCCCUCAACCUGCCCAGCGCCCACCUGCAGAAGCUCUACCUGCAGGACAACGCCAUCAGCCACAUCCCCUACAACACGCUGGCCAAGAUGCGUGAGCUGGAGCGGCUGGACCUGUCCAACAACAACCUGACCACGCUGCCCCGUGGCCUGUUCGACGACCUGGGGAACCUGGCCCAGCUGUUGCUCAGGAACAACCCCUGGUUCUGUGGCUGCAACCUCAUGUGGCUGCGGGACUGGGUGAAGGCACGGGCGGCCGUGGUCAACGUGCGGGGCCUCAUGUGCCAGGGCCCUGAGAAGGUCCGAGGCAUGGCCAUCAAGGACAUCACUAGCGAGAUGGACGAGUGUUUUGAGACGGGGUCACAGGGUGGCGUGGCCAACGCGGCUGCCAAGACCACGGCCAGCAACCACGCCUCCGCCACCACGCCCCAGGGUUCCCUGUUUACCCUCAAGGCCAAAAGGCCGGGGCUACGCAUCCCCGACUCCAACAUUGACUACCCUAUGGCGACGGGCGAUGGUGCCAAGACCCUGGCCAUCCACGUGAAGGCCCUGACAGCAGAUUCUAUCCGCAUCACGUGGAAGGCCACGCUCCCCGCCUCCUCCUUCCGGCUCAGCUGGCUGCGCCUGGGCCACAGCCCGGCCGUGGGCUCCAUCACAGAGACCUUGGUGCAGGGGGACAAGACAGAGUACCUGCUGACGGCCCUGGAGCCCAAGUCCACCUACAUCAUCUGCAUGGUCACCAUGGAGACCAGUAAUGCCUAUGUAGCUGACGAGACACCCGUGUGUGCCAAGGCAGAGACGGCCGACAGCUACGGCCCUACCACCACGCUCAACCAGGAGCAGAAUGCCGGCCCCAUGGCGGGCCUGCCCCUGGCGGGCAUCAUCGGUGGGGCCGUGGCUCUGGUCUUCCUCUUCCUGGUCCUGGGGGCCGUCUGCUGGUACGUGCACCAAGCGGGCGAACUGCUGACCCGGGAGAGGGCCUACAACCGGGGCAGCAGGAAAAAGGAUGACUAUAUGGAGUCGGGGACCAAGAAGGACAACUCCAUCCUGGAAAUCCGUGGGCCCGGCCUGCAGAUGCUGCCCAUCAACCCGUACCGCGCCAAAGAGGAGUACGUGGUCCACACCAUCUUCCCCUCCAACGGCAGCAGCCUCUGCAAGGCCACGCACACCAUUGGCUACGGCACCACGCGGGGCUACCGGGACGGCGGCAUCCCCGACAUAGACUACUCCUACACAUGAUGCCCGCCCACCUGGGCUGCCUCGCCCCAGCCCCAGCUGCCCUGGCGUGGCCACGUGGCUUUGCCCAGCCUGCUGCAACCCGAGAGAGCAAGGAAGAGAAAUUCCACGGAUGACUUUCCCCCGCAGAAAGCAAAGUUUGGGGAGGGCUGACGAUUUUGUAGAACACAACCGUGACAAUUUUUUUUUAAAGAAUAGAAGGCAGGAGGGGGAAUUCGACAUUGUUGAAGACAUAAUUUAUACCGAGUUAUACCAGUUGGGGAGGGAAGGACUAAAAAUAAUAUCACAGGAAGGGCUGGGUUGGGUUUUUUGUUGUUUUUUUUUUUUCCCUGAACUGGAAGGAUACUACCUGUACAACAUCUGUGGACACCUCAUGCUCUGUUCAGGGCCGUCACAAAGGAACCGCCAGGGAGAAGCAGCCGGCUCUCAAAGCUCCCACGCAGCUCUCCCGCUGCUGGCCACUCGCUGGCAACGCGAUGGAAGGUUUUCAGGCUCCUCACAAAGGAGAGAGGGAAGAAAAGAUCUUUUGCCCUGGAGAUACGGACCUGAAAUCUCUCCCCUGGCUCAUUCCAUACCAUUUCCCUUGCAGAUUUGCAGAAACAUGGCGUCUUUCACUGCAUUCUUUGAACAAUCAUGUAGUUGAUUAAAAAACAAACAAACUUGUUUUUCCCUAGGCUGAAGCCCUCUUCAGUUCCAUGCACCACGCUCUCCUGUAGAAGCCCCGGCGGAAGCCGUAGCUUUCCCCGCCACCUGGAGGUGCAUCUGUCUGCCUGUCUAUCCCUGUCGCAGUGUCUCUAAGUACAGAUGGGUAGACAGAGCCACAUGCACGGUCCUUACCGUUCUCCUUGGGUCAGUUCUUACCAUUUCCUGAGACAAUAGAAUUGCGAAAGUGUUGCUUUCUCCUAGAGAUCAUUGAGUAAGUAGACGGUGUGUUGGGGAUGGGAGUAAGGUGGGGGAAGAGACUUGGUCUCUGGGGGCUACUGCUGUUCCUAAAGGCUGAGGCGUGUAUGUCUCAGACGGGUGGCUUAGGGAGGCAUCGCAGCAGGGGCUUCUAGUUCCACCCUAGCUCAGCUUGGCCAGCGCUGGGCUGCUCUCCUUUCUGAUCUAGAUAAAAGCUUUAUUUGAUUCCAGUGUCCUCAUCUCCCUCCCCCACCACGUGCAAUCACCUUAACAGCUACUUUCGGAGCAUUUACCAUGUGCUGAAUGUUCCCUCCUAGGACGGGUAAUUAGCGCAGGGAUUUUUUUUUUUUUUUUUUUUUUUUAAAUAUCAGCUGAUUAGACCUAUUGGUUUCCAUGGCUGCUCAAACAAAGCCCAGAAAGAGACACAAAAAUUCUCAAAAAAGCCCUGGGUGACGGCAGUCCCUCCCUGAACGUAGAAAACUCAGCUGGGCCCACCCCUGGGACUCUGUUUCUUGAGAGGGAGAGGCCAGAUCUCUUUCUAAAAAUGCCAGCCUCCAAAAGGGCCCUGGCUGGGGCCCUCAGAAGAGUUAAGAUUUUAUUUCCUCUCUCUGGAAUCCAUGUCGCUAUCAUUCAUUUAUCAACUGACAGUGCAGUGUGGUGAGCCAUGAGAUUAAAACGAUGAUGAAAUAAUGACAGCGAAUCGGAGAGGGGGGAAGAGUGGAGCCUGCGUCCCAGUACUCGGGGAGCCCGGGUCACCAUCUGUCACUGUGCUGCUUGUUCUGCGCCGAGGAAAAGGAACGUCAAAGAGGAGAUGCUGGUCCGAGGGCAGGAGGAUGAGAGGGCUAGGAGCGCCUGGUGGUGCUCUUUUCAAACAGCCUCCGCCGCCGUGCGAAAGCAAAGGCAGAAGCAGCAGCAGGGCAGGGGUUACGUUAAAAGGCCCGACCAGCGCCUUCAGUGAGGAGAUGAGGCUGAAAGGAGCGGACACAACAGCCACGUGGAAAGUUGAAGGACGGGCGCAGGUUCCCAGCACGGCCCCGGGGGAGCUAGCCCACAGAAAAGGUCCACUCCUCAGCCCUGGGGAACAGCCAAGCAGCGUGGGCACCUUUCACUCGAAACUAGACGUGUUUUUCCUUUUCCUGCCUGAAUCAUUUUCUCACACAAUAAGGUCAAGAGAGAAACUUCCCCAGGCCUUAAUGUCAGGUCUGUGUAAAAGCCCCAGGCCGGGCGUGGUGGCUCACGCCUGUAAUCCCAGCACUUUGGGAGGCCAAGGCAAUCUUCUGAUGUCAGGAGUUUGAGACCAGCCUGGCCAACAUGGUGAAAGCCCGUCUCUCUAAAAAUUGAAAAAUUAGCCGGGCGUGGUGGCGGGCGCCUGUUACCCAGCUACUCGGGAGGCUGAGGCAGAAGAAUCACUUGAACCAGGGAGGCAGAGGCUGCAGUGAGCCGAGAUUGUGCCACUGCAUUCUAGCCUGGGCAAAGAGUGAGACUCCAUCUCAAAAAAAAAAAAAAAGGCUGGGCGCGGUGCCUCAAGCCUGUAAUCCCAGCACUUUGGGAGGCCGAGAUGGGCGGAUCACGAGGUCAGGAGAUCGAGACCAUCCUGGCUAACACGUUGAAACCCUGUCUCUACUAAAAAAAAUACAAAAAACUAGCCGGGCGACGUGGCGGGCACCUGUAGUCCCAGCUACUCGGGAGGCUGAGGCAGGAGAAUGGCGUAAAAAACCCGGGAGGCGGAGCUUGCAGUGAGCUGAGAUCUGGCCACUGUACUCCAGCCUGGGCGACAGAGCCAGACUCCGUCUCAAAAAAAAAAAAAAAAAAAAGGAGGCCCUCCCUGUGGACCACGGCCCCCCCCCGCCCUGAGACGAGCAGAAGGGCCCACCUGGGUUGUCUGGGAGGAGAGAGUGCCCGAGGUGUGCCAUGUUGGCAUGGGGGACAGAAGUCCCAGGUCUCUGCUGAUUCUAAAAUGAGCCCCCCCUCCCUGAAGGGCACCACUCUGAUCACUGCCUUCCCCCAAGUGCCACCCAUCUGCAACACGGUGCUGCCAGCACACUGUCCCCACCUCACCUAGGUCCCCUUGUCUCCUCUCCUUACCCUAGACAGGUCAGGUCAUGCCCUUAGUGUUUAGGAAGGCAUCUGGGGACAGUAGGUGGCCUGGACUGACAGCUGCCUGGGAAGGUCCCGCUUGGCUGGGGCAGGAGUGCGGGGGACUUAGUGCUAGAGAGCAGGCAGAGCUGGGAGCCAGCCUGUGCCCAGCCACGCCCUCCCAGACAAGGCCUAGGUGAUGAGCCUUCCUCCCCCGCAUUGCACAGAGUGGGCCCAGGCAGGCAGGAUCCCUGGCAGCUGCCCCAGAGGAGCUCCUUGGGCCCCAGGACCACACGAGUCUCCUGCUCCUGGUUCUUGCACUAACUGGGCAAGUGCGGGGCUCGACCCCUCUUACCAGACCCUGCCUGCCUCAUUGCAGGGAUCACCCGCCCCCCGAGCUCUAAGUGCGGAUGAAGGUGGAAGCUCCACCCAGUCAGGGCCCUGGGACCCAGCUCUAGAGCUGACUUUCUCAUCUUUUCUGCCCCUCAGCAAUCCUGACACCUUCCCAGGGUCCUUUCUGGGCUUUCCCAGAGCAAGCCCCCAAAUAUCUGCUGUAUCACAGCCCCCUCAGCCAGGGAGGGGGCCAGAAGCUAGGUCCGUUCUGAAACCCCAUCCCCUCUUGGCCCAGCUCUUCCCAGCUGGUCUCACACCACAAGAUAGGAGAUGUUUCAGGACACCCUGCCUUCCCCGGGGCCUGUCUAAAUUCUCCCGGGCUCCCGUGCACAGCCGACAUUUCCAAGGGAACGUCCUCGGCCGGGCUGACCCUCACAGCCUCUAAGUAACCAGAACAACCUCAGUGGCCUCAGCACUGAUGAGUACGUUUUGUGGCAUUUAAGGCAGGUUUAAAGUUAAAGAUAAAAAAAAGCCCACGACACUUCUUUGGUUAAGUGGUUUACCCUUCGUGGUAAUUAGAUGUAGUGAUUGGAAUGUCUUUUCUAUUACAUGGCAAUUUUCCUUUAAAUUUCCCCUUAAAAGAAAAAAAAAAAAAGGAAAGGAAAGGAAAGAAAAGGCAAGGAAGGAGAGAGAGAAGGCACCAGCAGGCCGGGAAUCAUUUGCAUUUUGCGAAUGAGGCCUCUUGUAAGCUCAGCUCAGGCGUGGGGCCCAACGUAUGGAAUGCUUAAGAGAUUACUAAAAAUAAAAUCUAUUAAUUAGUCAUACUCAAUUCCACAGACAUGAUGUGCAUCAAAAGCUGCUUUUCUUCCCUUUUCUCCUUCCCCCUCCCCACGGCCUCCCGCCACAGCCUCCAUCUUCUUUAAAUAGGCUGGGGCUUGCUAGACCACCUCCAUGCUAACAUGGUACAUGAGGCAGCCAGGGGUCUCCCUGACCCAGGGCCGGGAUGCAGGUCUGGAGCCAAGAGCUGGGGCAUUGCACCUUCCUGGCUCUGGGUGACUCUGGCAGGGGAGGGGAUAGCACCUGGGAAGACGGCAGCAGCUGGGAGGGGCCCAAGCUGACACUCCCAAAGCCCAAAGCCCACACCUGCCUUGUGCCUCUUCUCCCUCCCUCUAUGCAGGCACGGGGUCUCCUCCUUCCCCUGGGGGUCCAGGAAACCCUCCCUCUGAGCCCAGCCCAGCCCUGUCCGAACAAAGCCAGGCAGAGAGCCGAGGAGGCGGUCAGGGAGAUAUUUUCCAAGAGGUGCAGGGAAAGACGGUUCGGUGAGAAUACGGCCUCUGUUUCCCUUUCAGUAAAGUGGGGGUGUGCUAGGGCGGGGUCCAACGUCACUCAGGAAACUGGUGCUCCAGAGGCCGAGUGGGGGCCCCUCCCCAGUGCUGGCGCUGAAAGGUCCUAGCUGGCCCAAGUCAGGUGAGGGAUCCCUGAAGGGUGGGAGGGGCUGGUCAGGGCCUGAGCAGAGGACAGGCCGGGACCCAAGUCUGCCUCCAAACCUGUGCCUCCCUCCUUCACCUCCAGCCCUGGAGCCAAGGAGCCAGGAGAGGAGGAGAAAGAGCAGACCCUCCCCCUUGAAAAUGGCAGCUCAAGUCCCAAAGCCGGCCCACUUCAGAAACCUGCUUCCUGCUGAACGUGCCAGGGAGGAGGCAGGGGCUUCUGAGCCUCGCACUUAUGAAAAAUACAACAAGGAGAAUUGGAUGUGGCAGAGAGUGAAGGGGCGGGGAGGGCAAUGGGGAGAGCAGGGGCGGUGCUGGCAGGAGGGGCCGGGCGCAGGGAACUGUGCCCCCAAGGGCCAGACCCUGCUUUCAGGGCCAGGACACAGCCAGGAUCAGUGGCGAGCAUCCGCGUGCCUCCUCAUACUCGAUAGGCGCAGGUGACAGCGGCUGCUGCCUGCCCCUGGGUGGGCGCCAGGGCGAGCACUCACAAGCGAUUCGCAGCCGUGCAUCGGCCUUCCUGAGUGCAGAGAGGAGGCAUGUUUUUUCCUUAAGGAGGGAUAAAAAGGCUCAAAAAUGCAAAUCGUUACCGUUUACAACCAAGGGAGUCUGCUAAAUUGAUUAGGAGAGGUUAAACUCCUUGGAGGUGAAGGGAAAGGGGGACUUUUCGUGGUUUAUGAACCUGCCCCAAGUGGCUAUCUGCACAGCAGGGACUUCCUGGGCCUCGAUGGGUGGCGGGGGCCGGGGGGGGGAGGUGGGUGCGAGGUAGGGGGCACCUGCCCUGGCUUGGCUCUCUGGGGAGCCAGGGUCUCUGAAGACCAACACCGAAUGGGUCAGAGUACUCAGGCUUGAGGCUCCAGCACUGCCCUAGGGAAAGGGGCUCAGGCCUCUGCGACAAGUGGCCCAUCCAGUCCUUAGAGAGUAGACUCUAGAGUCAUGGGCUUUUCUACUUCCUUUCUGUUUCUACUUUCCUUUCUGGGUGGGUCUGUCUCCAGUCCACUCCUUGUGGCCAGUAAAAGGGGAGUGGGCAAAGGGAAAACUGAAGGUCAGGGAAGAGAAACUCUAGCCCAGCAAAGGAAGCAGGCAGUGAGCUCUCCAUCACUGGGAGCAUUCAAGCGCUAGAUGGGGACCUGGCAGAUACUUUCCUCCCAAGGUCUGGUGCUUUGACUAGAAGAUCCUGGUUCCCACCCUUGCUUUCUCAUCCCCCAGGACACUGAAAGGGAGCAGAUAUCAAGAGAUGUUCACUGUGUUGCUCAAAGUCACUGGAAUCCCCUGAAAACCCCAAGUCAGGGCAGUCCUGUAGCCAGACCAUCCAGCCCCACCAAGAAGCCGCUUGUGCCAGCAGAGAGGCUGCAAAAUACCUAUACUCAGUGUCCAAGAGGCACCAAGAAAGUACAGAUGUGCGCCACCCACUUUCCAGAGUCUAAACUCAGCACCUGUGGCUCGCCGGAGGGGCUGACGGAGAGCACCUCCCGGGCCCUGCGGCUCCAAAGCCCGGACUGCAUCCUGGGCCUGUCUCUUAAGCCAGGACUGCCUCCCGUGCAGUCCAACACACUCUAUGCUGCUGCUGCCACUGUAUCCAUCCAUCCAUCACCGCCGGUGGAAGGCGCCUGGGGCACUUUUCACUCUGUGGUUUUAAGCAUUUACCGUUUCUUUUGAAAUGUUCUAAGUAGGUGCCUGAAAUACCCAUAUUUGCUUCUUUUUAAAAACUCACAGAUUCUUUUUGCUCUCCAUCCCCUUUCUUUGCUCUUCCCCCUCCCUCGGCAUUUUUAAUCUGUGGGUUCUCCCUGGUUUUGGAAAUUCCAAAAGAGGGGGUCAGGCCCCCUUUCUCACCAUAAAUAGAUGUGCAGGUGUGCCUGGAGACCCCCAAAGCCACAGAGCAAAGCCUAGUCUUUUUUUUUUUUUUUUUUUUAGAUGGGAGUUUUGCUCUUGUUGCCCAGGCUGGAGUGCAGUGGUGCACUCUCGGCUCACCACAACACCUGCCUCCCGGGUUCAAGCGAUUCUCCUGCCUCAGCCUCCUGAGUAGCUGGGAUUACAGGCACAUGCCACCACCCCGGCUAAUUUUGUAUUUUUAGUAGAGACAGGGUUUCUCCAUGUCAGUCAGACUGGUCUCGAACUCCCAGCCUCAGGUGAUCCGCCCGCCUCAGCCUCCCAAAGUGCUAGGAUUACAGGUGUGAGCCACCGCGCAGGGCCAAAGCCUCAUCUUUUCUCCACGUCUCCCCUGGAGACCCCUGCCUGGGACAGCUCCUGCUUCUGGUACCUGCUAGAGACCCUGGCCAGGGCCUGGCUCUUCGAGAUCAUUGUCACUGUCCCCUCCCACCCCUUGUCACUGAAAUGCCCGGCCUGUGCCAGGAGAGAAUGUGGGGGCACUGAGGGCACAGGGCACCCUGUGGGUGGGAUGACUGCCCCCACAUCCUAACAAAGCCAGCCCCCAAAACACUUGUGGCCAUCUGAGUGGGCACAGUGCCCUGGCCCCCCGCCUCCCCACACCUGAAAGCCCAAAGCCUAAGACCAGACAGUCCUCGAAGGAAGGUCUUUGCUGCCACCAGCCCUAAAUCUCAUCAAGGUAAAUGGUCAGAGUCAGCACCUUGCCCUUCCCAGGGUCACUGGGGCCCAGCACAGUGCCUGGCACACAGGGGUACUCAAUCCUUUCUCCGCCACCAAUGGAAUGAGGCCGCCGCCUCCUCUCACUUCCUCCCCACUUGCCAUCUGCCCACUCAGUGAGGAUGUCCCAGGCAUGAGUGUUGGCAACAAAUGGGCUUCUCUCGUCCUGCACCUGCCCCGCCAGCAGCUGGCACAGAGAAGGGCUCAUCUCGGCAGCUUUACCUCUCGGAAGCACCUCGCUCCACCCCGCCUCGGAUCCACGCGUUGCCAGCUGUGAGCCAGAUGGAGAAAUGUAGCCACUCUGAGAGAUCCGGUGGCUGCCCCCACCUGCGUGGGUGACUCAGUUUCCCUUCUUCAAGACUUGCCUCGAGUGGAUGACAAGGGGGAGAGACCUGGGGGAGGGCCCCACAGAGGCGCUGCAAGAAAUCCAGAUCCCAGGCAACACCUGCUGCCUUGCCUGCCGCCCCCGCAGAAUCCCUGCACCAGGAGCCACCCACCUGGAGGAACUCCUCAGGCUUCCUCUGUAGAUGGGAAAAAACAAACGCACCACAAACCGACAAUCAAAGCCAUGGCGGAUGUGGGGCCGCCACCGGCUCAUCUCCCUGGAGCCAGGCGGCCCCAGGCCUCUCUCCCCUUCCCUGUAUGGAACGCAGGCUUGCAAUGUACUGAGCCCACCCCUCCUCGGGCUAGUCCCAUUUUCACAAGUUCUGAGUACGUAGGUGAGAAGACACCCCCGCAAAACCCCGAAACUAGCCUAAGACUGUUUGUCCCCAACACAACACACCUCCAUACCGCCAGCAGCCCGCCCGGGCACCCACCGCAAGCGGCCAGGGGCUUCCGAGGAACCUGCCUGGUGCCUUCCUGCUCGUAAGGAGAGGCUGAGCACCAUGGGGAGGAAGCCACACAGCGCAGUGUUCCUGGCUUGUCAUCCAAGGGGGAGAGAAGUGGGGAGAGAGAUGACAGAGGGUGGAGUGGGUACGUGGCGUCGAAAUAGGCUAGCCAGAGAGAGGGGCACUUGUGGGAUUCUGCUGGCUGGAGCCAGGAGGCAAGUGUGAACAGGGAGGCCAAAGAUGAAAGUUGUCUAAAAGAGCCCGCACCCCCUAUAAACACGGCAGAGGAAUGUCUUAAGAGCCACCAACAGUAAUUCCCUUUCCAGAUGUUAACAGGUUAUUUGUAUCUCAUGUAGCGUCGUAAAGCAUUCUGGAGUGGCACACAGCAUCGUCCCCUUCCCGGUGGUCUGAAGAGGAGGAGGGGACCAGGGAGGGGUCCUUGGCCAGCCCCUAGCGAAUGGGGUGGGUCCUUCUUCUGCUCUACAGAAGGCAGGAAGCCUGGGUCUGGGGAGCAGGCCUGAUCUCUCCCAAGCCUGUGACCAAGAUCCCGUCUGAUGUCGAAGGGGCUCCUGAGCCGGUACCCCCAUUUCCCAAGCCCCCCAGCCUUCCUCACCUGCAGAAUCAGUCGCCCGGGUACAGCACUGUCUCCUUUCUUUUUCUUGGAAGCGGUCUCAGGGGCCUGAGUGACGGGCCUGACCACCCCAGCUACUGCCCACUGCCAUGCGACUGGAUGGCUGACCUGGCCCAAACACCCACCACCAGGACAACAACACAAACCAAAGUGCACUGCGAACCGCCCUUUGGCCUCCUCCUUGUAGGUGCCUUGAAACUUCAAUGUUGAGAUGAAUGUGAUUAACUACUUGGUCAUAUUUUCUGUUUGUCUGUUUUCAUAGAAAAUGUCCAAGUCCACUUGCCUUGUUCUUUCUUGAAAUAAAUAGAAAGAUUUAACUUUUA
This is a messenger RNA of Macaca mulatta (Rhesus monkey), 13205 nucleotides long. The record is from RefSeq and is a predicted model, not a curated record. NCBI's taxonomy places the organism in Eukaryota, Metazoa, Chordata, Mammalia, Primates, Cercopithecidae.